Messenger RNA from Drosophila guanche, 3295 nucleotides. RefSeq lists its product as uncharacterized. The coding region runs from base 28 to 3240 and encodes 1070 amino acids. The transcript is spliced from 4 exons. Lineage: Eukaryota; Metazoa; Arthropoda; Insecta; Diptera; Drosophilidae. The record is from RefSeq and is a predicted model, not a curated record.
GUUAUACUUCAUGGAUGCAGCAGCGCCAUGUGGCAGAAGCAACAACAGAAACCGCUGCUAGCAGCGACGCUCUUUGGCAUUUGCUCGAUGCUGGCCAGCAUACAGCCAACUCUCUCUAGUUCCACCAGCAACCUGCCACUGCCACUGCCACUGCCACCGCCACCGCCGACGCAGAAUGUAACAAUGCCGAUGGAGGAGGAAGUGCGGCUGCUGCGACUGGAGAACGAUGACGAGGCACUGAGUGACAGAGCCAAGGAGCUUAAUAAGCAGGCAGCCGGAGAUGCGGGACAGCAGGAGGUCAUUGAGGAUCUGAAUUACGGCAGCGAGGUGCAGGUGGAGCUGGAGAAGGACUCUGCCGCAGACUCCACCACCACGGCAAUCACUGAAAGGCCUUCGGAGUUCGUGGGAGUGCCGGGAUUUCUGCCCACCGUUCUGCCACCGUCCACGCCGACUAAUGGACACGGCUACAUCCAGUUCGAGAUGAACGAGGAGAUGCCAGUGGAGGCUGUGCGCCGCCGGAGACCCAUCGAGCAGACUGUGACCCAAUCCCGAACGGAGACGGUCAACGAGGUGCUGUCCAAUCUGUUCCCGAACGGCUUCUCGGACAUCUUCCGCUUCAGCGGCAGGGUCCCAGGCACAGGCACAGACACAGACACAGAGCCAGCGACCACCACUGCCCCCACAGCCAACACUGCCACCGACAAAGCAGUGGUGCGGCCCACAGUUGAUGCCACAGCCAUAACCACAGAGGCCACAGUCACAGAGCCCGCCAGGGCAGAGGAGAAGCCGCGGCACGAAACGUACUUCAGCUACCAGACGACAGUCACCAAGGAGUACCGCCGGGAGCUGCGUCCAGGCCACACCGAGAUCGUGGUGGAGAAGAUCACCAGAAGUGAGCCGUCGUCGGGGGACGGGCACCCUUUCCGCGAUGGCAGCAACCACAUCUCGCGGGACGAGCUGCUGCGCAUCAACCGGGCAGCGGUGGAGGCCCCCGUGCUGCCCAGCCUCCUGCUCCGCCCAGAGAGCGAUGACAACGAGACGCUGGUGGCGGCCGAGAGUGCACCCAUCGUCAUUCUCGGAGAGCACGAGACGGAGCUGGAGGAGGGCCAGGAGUUUGAGGACAACCAAAUAGCAGAGAGCCGCCACGCGGGCAGAAGUUAUUACCAGCAGCGGCUGCCACCGCCAGCACCGAACAGCAUCGAGAGCUACGCGAAUCGAAAGGGGCCCGGGCAGGAGCAGGAGAUCAAUGUGCACAUCGUGCACGACGAUACCCUGGCCAAGGCACAAGAGGGAGCGGAAAAGCUGCAGCAGCAGUCCCUCGAUCAUUACCAGGUACGCGGCGAGCAGAGCGCACAGGAGGCGCCGUCGCGACAGUUCCUCAAGAGCUUCAAGCCAAUCGUAUCGGGCAGCGGCGAUGGCCCCAUAGCCAAGGGAACCUUCCACUACGAGGCCAGCCAGCCUCCCCAGUUGCCGUUGUCGCGGCCACGCCAGGAGGCCGACUUUGCCAAUAUUUUUGUGCGGCCUGCUGCCCCGUUGUCCUACCAACAGGAGCUCAGUCAUGGCAUCCCACAGUCCUCCCAGCAGCACCAGCAGCACCAGCAGGAGCUGCACACCCAGGCCAUACCCUCGCCAGCUCAGUCCCCACCAGAGGUGCAGCAGCAUUACUCGGACUACGCCGGACCCACGCCCAACAGUCUGGUUUUUGUGACACUCAACACUCCUCCUCCUCCUCCUCCGCCUCCGCAGAUCGCAGCCUCGCCAGCGCCUGCUCAUGCGUCGGCGCAGGAGGCUGCAGUUCAGAUCACGGUCCAUCAUCCAGCGCCACACGAGUACGAGGCGGCGGCUGAGCCCUCCCAGCAGCACAUCCAGCACGCCCCGCACCCCGCGAGCCAGCCGAAUGGCUACACCUUCGUGGAGGUGCAAAAGUCCGUCAACAUCCACAACAAGCUGAUCACGGAGAAGGACGGAAGACUCGUCGAGCAGCACGAGACCAUCUACCACCAGCCAUCGCCUGCUGCGGCGACAGGGAAGAGCUAUCCGUCGCUGACCACGAACCCCAUCCACGUGGAGCAGGCGGAGCGCGAGAGCUCGCCGCCAGAGGUGGCCUUCGCACACGCUGCCAUCAACCUGGAAACGCGCCAGCAGGAGACACCAAGAGACAUCCAUGCGGAGCAGCACUUCGAGACGAUUCACCCAGAGCCCCCCCACUAUCAUCAGCAUUAUCAUCAGCAGCAGACUGUGCCGCAGGUGGCUGUUGUGGAGAAGGUUGUGCCGCAGCCGUAUGUGGUGGAGAAGCAUGUCGAUCGGCCCGUCAAGCAGUUCGUGGAGAAGCACAUUCCCGUGCCGUAUGCCGUGCACCAGCCGGUGCCAGUGCCCGUGCAUGUGGAGCACUACGUGGAUCGGCCCUAUCCGGUGACGACCUACGUGGAGCGCCCGGUGCCCUAUCCCGUGGAGACUGUGGUGGAGAAGAUCGUGGAGAAGCACGUGCCCGUGGAGGUGGAGCGCAUCGUGGAGCGUCCCGUCGAGGUGGAGAAGAUCGUGGAGAAGUUCGUCGAUCGCCCAAUGGCCAUACCCAUCCACGUGCCCGUCGCCAUCCACAUGCCCAUGCCGCCGACCCACUCCGGGCACUCUUUCGGCCACCAUCCCAAUGCCCUGCAGCCCCCCUGGGCGCACACAGUGGCCGCCCACAUUCCGCCCAAAGUUCUCCAGAACUACUACACGCGAAUGCUGAAGAAGCUUCUGCCGCAGAUUACCCAAUCCCAGUCCCAGUCCCAGUCCAAGCCAGCCAAGACUCCUGGCAAGUCUCCGGUGAAGCCUCCGGUGAAGCCAGUGCGAGGCGAGGCCCCGCCAGUGGCGACCUUCAGCCUGGCGGACAUGCGCUUCGAUCUGCGUCCCCCGCCACCGCCACCGCCUCAGGGCUCGGCCUGGCUGCAGGGCGCCCGCUACAUCUACAACACUCUGCCGGCAGAUCUGGCCACUGCCGGCGCCUCGGCACCCGCCCAGAUGGUCAAGUCGUACAUUGGACCCGUUCCGGGAUCGGCAAACUCCGCAUCCGAUGGAUCGACGGGCAGCGAGUUCGACGAGUUCCAGCGCUGGCGGAAUGGCCACUCGCUCAAGCGGAGUCCCGACUUUGGGCGCAAUCUGCAACUGGAGUACGGCUUCAAGCCGCCCCUGGUGCCGUCCAUGGAGAUAGACGACAAGGGGAAUCCGCUCAAGCAGCAGGAGCCAGAGACGCGGUGAGCAGGCAGGCAGCCAGGCAGCCAGCCAGUCAGGCGGAGGAAAUGUGAGAAAACGU